GCUUAUCUUAUUUAUGUCGGUAUUAUGGUGUCGUCGCUGUGGACUAGGGACUUUCGAUUUCAAUGCCGCUCUCCACUACAAUCACGGUAACUGCCAGGGUCAUUGGCAACAGUUCCAAGAUGAUGAGUUGAGGGAUAUCCCCAUCGAUGUCGCUGCAAACUCAUGAACAAACGCCAGACAAUCUCGCUGUGGUGGUCGCUGACCGCACUGUUGCUGUGUCGCGUCUUUUCCCACUUGGAGUGGACCGCGAUCCUGAGCGUGAAAGGGUGAUUGAUCAUUGCGCUCACUACUCCGUCUUGGCGGAUGCGAACAGGGCGGACAGGCGCCGGUGGAUCUGUGAAUUGUGCCGAAGCCAUUUGCCACGACUCUGGGCUUGUACUACUCGCUGCGAGACGCGGUUGUGCAUGCGUUGCCGGGAUCAAAACCAGUGGGUGAAUCGGUGAAUAUGGUUCAUCUACUUUCGGUGUUGCGUGUUCUCUAGAUGCAAAGAGUCAUUAGUCUAAAUGUCACAAAACUCGUUCAUAACCU
Messenger RNA from Trichoderma harzianum CBS 226.95, 528 nucleotides. RefSeq lists its product as hypothetical. The record is from RefSeq and is a predicted model, not a curated record. Bases 147 to 443 code for a protein of 98 amino acids. Gene Ontology annotation, molecular function: zinc ion binding. NCBI's taxonomy places the organism in Eukaryota, Fungi, Ascomycota, Sordariomycetes, Hypocreales, Hypocreaceae. The transcript has a single exon.